Molecule: messenger RNA, 11130 nt
Organism: Porites lobata
Lineage: Eukaryota; Metazoa; Cnidaria; Anthozoa; Scleractinia; Poritidae
Source: the annotation of a GenBank genome assembly
AUGAGCGAAACAAAAAAAUUUCAAGUUCCUUCUCCUAUCCCAGAGAAGCUUUAUAGGCUAAUAGACGGUUUUCGUCUGUCUAAAGCGCUAUUUGCAGCAUGUGAAUUGGAAGUCUUCGACAAACUGCGGUCCGCAUCCUCACCACAAUCGGCCGACGACAUAACAAAGGCAUUGUCCUCCGAUCUAGACGCCACUACACGUCUCAUGGACACCCUUGUGGCAAUGGAAUUGCUAGAAAAAUUCAAACAGGGUGACCAGUGUUUGUACAGUAAUUCUGAAAUGGCCACUAAAUUUCUCACCAAAGACAGUCCAGAUUCGUAUCUAGAUAUGAUCGCAUUGAUAAACAAAACGACAUAUUUCAUGUUUGGAAAUUUAGAAAGCGCAGUUCUUGAAGGAACUACGCAGUGGAAGAAGACGUUUAGAAUGUCUGCAGAAGACUGGUUUCCCAAUUUUUGUAACACCGAAGAAGCCAAAUUACGGUUCAUGGGGGCCAUGCAUUGUAAUUCACUCUAUGCAAGUUAUGCUGCUGCUAAAGCCAUUGAUCUAAGCGCGUACAGAAGCUGCUGUGAUCUAGGAGGUAAGUCAAAAAACGGAAAGUUGGAAUACAUCACACGAUAUUUUUAAACCUUUGCCUGUCAGCACUGUGAAAACAAUACUGGCUGAAGUUUAUUCCACCCCUUCUGAACGAGCAAUAUAAAGAAACCACGAUCAACAAGAAGACGCCCGAAGGCGUUUACGCGGGAUGUGUUGGUGUAAGAAAGAAUUACCAGCAUGUUGAAUGGCAAUGGAAAGUUGAGUACUGCAUGCAACAAAUGUGUGAAGGAGAGACGGAGAUGUUCUGUUAAGGACUAAUACACUAGAAGAUGAGUUACACACAAGGGUUCCUUUGCUACUCAAAACAAAACUUACAUCAAUAUUACCACCAUAUAUCUUAGGAGUAUGGGGUAGUUCACCAAAAUUUGCAUUCCUUUACUAAUAUCCUCAAAAAAUGCACUUCCACAUUCAACAAUAGCAUGUAAUGUAUCAUACUUUCAAUAACUACAGGGGUGCAAGGCUGUGCUCUAGGGAAAAUUUCAGGGAGCCUUUCGGGCUCCUCAAGCAUUCUUAGCUGGGAUGCCCGGGCCUCCAAGUUGGUCGCCCAAAUUAAUAAAUCAAUGAGCUGUUAGUUAAAUUAUUUUCUUAACAAGUCAAGCAGAAUUUUGUGAAUGUUUUUUUCAUGCAAAAUCACAUCCCUUUGACCGGGCUCCUGAGCGUGCGAAAAAAAAAAGCCCGCAUGUUGUCAUAUGAAAGUAAGUUUUCGCGCCAUAUUAGAAACAUGGGCAACGCCGCCGAAUAUUUCAUGUUUUUUAAAUGGAAAAGUAAGAUUCUGGUCUGUUUAUGUCUAUUUGGAGUUAUGAAAACCGGGUUAGCACACAUUUGUAAUUUUUCGCAACUUCCCCUGUCUAAUAGCUUGACAUAUGUUUACUGUGUUGGUUGGUUAUGUCGUUUUUUUUUUUUUCCUUGUUUUGUGGCUAGGGAUCCUUGUAGAAGUAGAUGUAGACUGAAUUACUAUCUUACCCCCCUCCCGAUUUUUUUCCUUACCUACAAUUCUUUAUUUAACACAAGUGACAGUUAUUUGAAAUCAGCGCGCGCCUAAAGCUGGUUUCGGUGCCGCUUAGCAGUUUAGUUUAAUAUUGGUCACCUUGAGAAAAGUUUCCCGGAGAACAUCAUGUAAAGCUCUGAGAUGGGACAAAGUUAUUACGAUUCGCAAGUCUGACUCCUGUUCAAAAUCCGUUAAGAAAUUGUGUAAAUCGCUCCUAUUUACCAGAAAAAUGGCCACAACAGCCUUCAACAGAAAUAAGAUAGAGAUGGAGAAACGCGUUAAUUACCGUUUUUAAUAUUCCCGAUGGGGAAAACAAGGCUACCUUUUUGGAGGUUACGUGUCUGCCAAGAAUUUUUCGCUGGGUUUACACAAAAAUUCUAUCCAAGCAAGAUUUUCGGAAAAUUAGUUGUAAAUGUGGUAAACAGCAAACGAUCUAUGAAAUGGAAAUUUAAAAUUCCAUAUUUCUCUCUGCUCUAGGGGCUGUGGGAACUCUCGCCUAUGCUCUCUGUCAGUUCUACCCUGAAAUGAAGAUAACAGUUUGUGACUUGGAGCCAGCCGUGAGUUUAGCCCAUCACUUCCGACCAUCAGUGGAAGCAUGCCCAAAUCAAGCCAAUGUUUCAUUUGCGGUCGGCGAUUUCUUCAAACCUGAAACCAUACCGAAGGCUGAGCUGUAUGUGUUGUCUCACGUUCUCCACGACUGGUCAGAGGAUAAAGUUGACUUGAUUCUUUCAAAUGUCUACAGGUGCUUACCCUCAGGUAAUUUUAAUAGAAAGAAGGUUUUACCGUUCUUUAAGGGAUCCAGCACGCACGUACGGAAGUAGGUGCAUGAAAUUAAAUCCAAGCAGAAAAUACUAGGUUCCGCACGUAACUUACAGUUCGGAUCAAGAAAACAAGGUUUAUUAUGUCUCUCGUUUAAUUACAAACUGAGAGGGCAUUAAGGAUUACAGUUCAAGCAGGAAAGCUGUAAAUGAUCGAUGUGAAUGAAAUCCUACACGCGAGCGUCAAAAAUCGUGGCUUUGUGACCGCAAAACACUUAACACACCCAUAUUAAACUCCAAACUUACAAGAAACGCCGUAACAGCUUUACAAUGUUUUUUCCCUUAUGAAUUGUAACCAAAACGAACUUUAAUUCUGAAUUCACGGUCUUAAGUCUUUAAGCGAAAUGAGCCCGCGAACUGACUGACGAAGAAGUGCUUUGGUAACAAAAGGUGUUUUAACCUAGUAUGCAGACUACACGGUGACGGUUGACAGUGCAUAUAGAAAUGGCACAUAAGAUUAUUGUAUGACCAAUCAUCUAUCAUUUCAGGCAAUUACGUCGACAAUGUUGGAGACGUUAUAACUGCCUCAGUAACUGAGGGACUAAAAACGACUGGAAGUAAUCGUCUGAGAUUGAGGCUACUCUGGUGCCAUCAAAGGCAAACAACGCGCCAUUUUUCAUACCUCAUUUAUUUUUCUAGGUGGGGGACUCCUCAUUUGCGAACGGAUUUUAAACGAAGACAAACGUGGCCCAUUGCCUUCUCUCAUUUUCAGCCUUCUAAUGUUGGUGUCCACAGGUGGAAAAGAGAGAUCAGCUCCAGAAUUCAAGCAUCUCCUGGAAAAGCAUGGGUUUAUAGAUGUUCAAGCGAAACGUGUUUAUUUUACUCAAGAUGCCAUUUUCUGCAGAAAGAUGUAACAUGCAGCAACCAUUGCAUAAAAUUAAGUUGAACACUGGCUUACAAUUGACUUAUGGUCAUUGAAUGCCAGUGAAUCGAUUUAAAUUAUUUAUAUUAGAAUUGGGUAUCCUUUCCCAGUAGGAUAGCCAUGGCAGCAGUUGCUAUGGCACCGAGCGCAAAUUAACCAUAAUAAAACUGCCCCUGGGGGAGCUUUUCUGGCAGUGUUACGGACUUGUAUGGCGUUACAGCGUGAAAUGGGUCACGUGAAACUUGACGUUUGCAAUCAUGUGACUUAAGCGUUUUUCGCUUUUUCCUGUUCUGAAAUAAAUUUCUCUCUCUGUGGUUGAUAUUUAUCGAUGUGGAACCUUAAGAUCCUUUAAAUUCCUUAAAACCAGCGACUAACGCCCUAUAAAGCGUUACCUUCUCUUACAGGCAGCUUAAUUUUGAUUUAGGGACGGACCAUCAGAUAAUUCAGUUCAUAUCAGAAGACCAAAUAUGUGAAGUUGUUGUUCUAGGUUAAGUAUUAAUAUAGAUGUCACUGGCUUACGUAUAUUAACACUGGCUUUUGUGGUGGCCGGGAUAGAAGAGGGGGCAUCAGAAAAUCUUUUACCGUCAAUGUGAAGGGAUCAAACCCACACUGCAUGCUUUAAGGGGAGAUAACCUAAGUGCUCCGCUGUCGCAACAAAAAUCCUCAAGGCGAUAAAUAAUGACCGGUCCCUUAUGCGGAAAGUGAACGAGCAACGACGAAGUUUAUUUCUCUUUCUGAACUUAGAUAGGGUCCCUAGGAAUUCAAGUCCAGUUGGGUUCACCUACAUUCAGUCAAAGUCAGUAGGUAUGAAUAAAAAAGAGUACAAAUUCACUUUUUAAGCGACCUUCUCGUUGCCGUCGCGUGGUUUUAAAGUUACUAAUUAUUAGAGCAUGCGCUAACGCUGUUAUCAGCUCUUUGCUCCGGCACUAUACUGGACGCCAUGAAAAUCAUACCGCAUCGAUAGGGCUUCUGUUCACACAUAAGAACAGUUGUGGCGUGAUUUCUGUGACGGGGCGAAGCUGCGCCGCGCCGAUCUCUGUAGAGGAGAGUGAGAUAUCGGAUAGAUGUUCACACUAUAACUGAUAGCUUUUCGUGGCGCCACGAGAAAGCCAUCCCGGUGUAGUGUGAACAUAACCUAAGGGCGCUUUUCAUAAGUCAGAACUGGCCGGCCGGACCAUGGCCAGACCAGGCAUUUUGGCAAUGAAAUAGGCGUUUUCCAAGAGGUUUUGAUGAAAAACCAUCGCCUUUGUGCAUAAUGUGUAGGAUUUGACUGAUCUGGAUGGUUAACGUUGAUUAAAAGUGAAAUUCUCAUUACGAUGGGAAUGGGCUGGCCAGUCAGUUCUGACAAAUGGAGAGCGCCCUGGGUUGACUGGGAGUCUGGCAGGCUUACCCUCUUUUCCAUUAGACAACUUUUCUCUCUAAACGAGGCCUUUCAAAGGGCGCCCACGGGGUGUUAGCAAAUUAUUGCGUCAUUGUAGCGGGAAAGCUCGUCACGUGAUCUGAAAACUGAACUUUGUACAAGAGUCUAUAGGAACUGUGUAGUCAUUCGGAGUCGUGGAGCUGAUCGAGUGUGUAGAUUGAGUGUUUGAUCAUCGAAACUUUACGCGAAUUGAUGUCGAUGAAUUCUUUAAGUGUAAAACAGAGUACAGAACUCUAAAAUAUGAACAUGUGAAAAAAUAUACUUUCAAGGCAGUGACGAAUUAAAGCUAAGUGGAACUGGUUGUAUCACACAUAAUUCGUGACACGUGGUAUUACACGACAGCAUAUCAAGCUGAUCAUGCAAUAGCCAAACAUGCUGAGCCGGUUAGAAUCCAGUUACCGUAAAUUCCGAAAAUAAGCCCCUCUAUGCAUAAGCCCCCCAAACCGGUAACGCAAAAAACCCUCCGUUAAAUCGCCCCUCCAAAUAUAAGCCCCCCGGGGUCUUGUACUUGCAAAAUUGCCCUCAAAUACAAAGUAUAACAAAGCAAAAAUGGUAAAUUUACUUUCAACUAUAAUGCUAGCCCAAUCGAUUUUGAAACACAAAUUUCCUUCCGUAGAUAAACCCCUCCGAAUAAAAGCUCCUCCAAAAGUAAGCCCCUCAAAAAGGGCCUUUGAAAAAUAUAAGCCCCGGGGCUUAUUUUCGGAAUUUUACGGUACUUUAAGACGGAAUCCAUCAGGAAAUUGAGUAAUUUUAAUUUUCAGUGGACAAAAACUUUGUACCAGAAUAAUUUAAACAAUAUGGCAUUCUUUUUGACAUUUUUCAAGGGCUAUAGAUGUAAUUAGUUAUCUUUAAUAACACCAAAGAAAAUUUCUUAUCGAAGCCCAAGAAAACGUAUGUCAAAUUGCACAAAAUUACAUCUUACACAUGAAAUUUUCAGCGUUUUACCUACGUUUUCACAAUUCUUGUAAAAUUUGACAUUUAUUUUCUCGGGCUCCCAUGAUGGAUUCCGUGUUAAUUUGUUCGUCCCCAUUUUAAGACUUAAAUGACCUUGAGGGCAGAAGCCUGUUCACUAGCGUCAAUUAGGUGCCCCGGAUUUCAUUGCUCGCAGUGUAUGACACAUAGCGUUCGGGAUAACAGCUCGCGUAUUUCUCAAAAAAAAAAGAAGACAAAAUGAGCUAAACAAAAAAAUUUCAAGUUCCUUCUCCUAUGCCAGAGAAGCUUUAUAGGCUAAUAGACGGUUUUCGUCUGUCUAAAGCGAUAUUUGCAGCAUGUGAAUUGGAAGUCUUCGACAAACUGCGGUCCGCAUCCUCACCACAAUCGGCCGACGAUAUAACAAAGGGAUUGUCCUCCGAUCUUGACGCCACUACACGUCUCAUGGACACCCUUGUGGCAAUGGAAUUGCUAGAAAAAUUCAAACAGGGUGACCAGUGGUUGUACAGUAAUUCUGAAAUGGCCACUAAAUUUCUCACCAAAGACAGUCCAGAUUCGCAUCUAGAUAUGAUCGCAUUGAUAAAAAAACGACAUAUCCCAUGUUUGGAAAUUUAGAAACCGCCGUUCGCGAGGGAACUACACAGUUGAAGAGGAAGUUUGGAAUGUCUACAGAGGAAAGUUUUGUGAACCUCUUCUGAACGAGCAAUACAAAGAAACCACGAUCAAAAAGAACGAAACCGCGUUUGGUCUCACAGCGGCUGAACUAAAUUAAUAGUCGACUGAAUACAAUAACAUAGAGAAAUUUUGAGCCAAGAAAAAUGACUUAAGUAAUUUGCAUGAUAUAGUCAGAUUUUCAUUCCAAAUGUAUCUCAUUCUUCUUUUCUUAAAGUCGUCGAUUAAACCCAGGCUUAAAACUACUUAUGGAAAAGAUCCUGUAUGCGAACGUCGCAGAAAGGCAAAGCCUGUUUCAAACCGGUCGUUCUACUGCCGCUCUUAGCUAGCACGACUUGGUUUAAAACGUCGAAUUCAACUCAUUCAGUACCUUUCCAUGAAUAACUUUGCAUGAGCUUUGUAACUGCUGUCCCAUUUUAAUUACUACUACGCUCACAGUCCUGGCUGGGGAUACUUAGGCCAAUUUAGUAGAGAAAAUUUAUAACACGAAACUCUAUAGGAAAAAAUAUUGUUAUAAUCUCUGUUUAUUUAUUUAUUUAUCCAUUCAAAUUAAAGGACAAGCAUGCGCUAAGUCAUAUGAACGGUUACGCCGGAAAACCGGUCAGAGGUUUUUGCAUUAGACUGAGGCAUAAUUCAAGACUUCCGUUAAAAUUCCGUUAAGAAAUUGUGUAAAUCGCUCCUGUUUACCAGAAAAAUGGCCACAAAAAGCCUUAAAACAUAGAAAUAAGACAGAGACGGAGAAACGCGUUAACUUCCGUUUUUAACAUUCAGGAUGCGGAAAACACGGCAACUUUUUCGAAGUUACGUGUCUUCCACGAAAUGUUCGCUGGAUUUACACAGAAAUUCUACCCAAGCCGAUUUUCAGAAAAUUAGUCGUAAAUGUGGUACUAUGACUCUGUUUGCUGAAAUGGAAAUUUAAAAUUCCCUUCUAUUUCUCUCCGCUCUAGGGGCUGUGGGAACUCUCGCCUAUGCUUUCUGUCAGGUCUACCCUGAAAUGAAGAUAACAGUUUGUGACUAGGAGCCAGUCGUAACUUCAGCUCAUCACUUCCGACCAUCAGUUGAAGCUUGCCCAAAUCAAGCCAAUGUUUUCUUUGUGGUCGGCGAUUUCUUCAAACCUGAAACCAUACCAAAGGCUGAGCUGUAUGUGUUGUCUCACGUUCUCCACAACUGGUCAGAGGAUAAAGUUGACUUGAUUCUUUCAAAUGUCUACAAGUGAUUACCCUCAGGUAAUUUUAAUAGAAAGAAAGUUUUACCGUUCUUUAAGGGAUCCAGCACGCACGUGCGGAAGUACGUGCGUGCGCCGUCACGGGCCAUAAUUAAAUCCAAGCAGAAAAUACUACGUUCCGCAAAUUCGGAUAAAAAAAACGGGGUUUAUUAUCUCUCUGGUUUAAUUAGAGACUGAGAAAGCAUCAAGGAUUACAUUUCAAGCAGGAAAGCUGUAAAUGAUCAAUGUGAAUGAAAUCCUACACACGAGCGUCAAAACUCGUGGCUUAGUGACGGCAAAACACUUAACACUCCCAUAUUAAAGUCCAAUCUUACAAGAAACGCCGUAACAGCUUUACAAUGAUUUCCCUCAUGAAUUGUAACCAAAACGAACUUUAAUUUUGAAUUCACGGUCUUAAGUGAAAUGAGCCCGCGAACUGACUGAUGAAGAAGUGCUUUGGUAACAAAGGGCGUUUUAAUCUAGCAUGUAGCCUACACGGUAAAGGUUGACAGUGCAUAUAGAAAUGGCGUAUAAGAUUAUUGUAUGACCAGUGUUGAAGAACCUUAUUGGGGGUACUAGCAGGUUCUAACAACAAACAGACGAGUUCUUGUUCAAUCGACUCUCUUUAAUUCUUCAGUCAGAAGCCACGAAGUUAGCACAAUUCGUACUUUACAAUUCUCCACUAGAUCAGUGUUACACGCAUUUUUAUAUCAGCCAGGAAACCAGCUGCUUGGCGUAAGCCGAAUGCUGACGUAAGUCUAAUCCGAUUGGUUAAAACAGUUUCAUUAGCAUGAAACCUUCGAAGUAAUUGCUUUGUCGAAAUGACUCUUCAACCGAAGGUUUCACUGCUAAGCUUAAGUCAACUGGCCAAUAUAAAGCUAGGAGAACAAUAUAAAAACUACAAGGUAUAUACAGUGGAACCCCGAUACAACGAUCCUCGAUAUAACGAUAUCCCCGGUAUAACGAUAGAUAUACUAUGUCCCGGCAAAAGUUACAGUAAAAUGUAUGGGACAGAACCCCGAUAUAACGAUCCUCGAUAUAACGAUAUUCCCGAUAUAACGAUGAGUUUUUAGCGCACCGAGCGUAAAAUCUUCCCCGAUAUAACGAUAUUACAGUACCAGUACACCGAUACAAUCGUGCAUGCUAGCUCUCAUGCAAGGGGACAAGUCAGACUCUGAUGAUGAUAUAUCAGUGAUUGAACCUACGCCCCUAGGCUUGACUCCUGUGCAAGCUACUGAAGCUGUCAAAGCAAUUAGAGAUUUUAUUAUUACGUUGGAUGAUUCAGGCGAACGAGAGAGAGAAUUCCUUUCCUCUCUUUCAGCGAUGGAGGAUGCGUUUUCAAGAUUGCAAAUAAAACAAAUGAGACAGCGAACAGCGAAAAGUAAAGACGAUUACAGUCGCAACUUCAAAUGUUUAAGUUUUGUUUUGUUUCCCUUUUACGAUUCAUACCACAGACUUUGUUGUGUAACCAUGAUAACGUCUUAAUACUUUGCAAAUUGUUUAAGGACAUUGCUACGUGCUUGAAACGCUACAUUUGUGAGUCAUUUGAUACUCAUUACAAGUUUAAUUAAACAAUAUGUAGUAAAAAAAGUACAUGUUAAUUUUACCUUGAUAGAACGAUAUUUUCGGUUAUUUUACCACAAUAUCGUUAUAUCGGGAGUCUCGAUAUAACGAUACCUCGAUAUAACGAUCUAAUUCCACUACUCCCUUGGGAUAUCGUUAUAUCGGGGUUCCACUGUACCAGUAAACAGACUUUUCAUACUAACAGAUAGGAAAGUACUAAAAUUACAGUUUGAAAAUCCAAGGUUGUUGUCAAUUUACAGAAGGUGUUUAAACACCUUCGAUGAAGAAGCUUAAAAGCUUCUUCAUCGAAGAUGAUUGGCUACAACUUUUCCAUAAUUUAACCACGAACGUGAUCGCAAACUUAAAGGAUAAAUUAAGAAUGCAGUUCAAAGUACAAGGCAGAAUUUAAAACAAUAGUUGUUUGAUUACAAAAGCACCUAUAAAACCACUAAGCUUAAUAAAAGUUAUCCACUGCCAAGAAUUCGGUUAAAAACUCGAGGAAACACGCUUAAAACUCUUAAAAAACAAGCAGGGUAGUCAGUUCCUGGUAAAUAUCGAAGGGAGACCAGAUAAAGGUCAAGGAUGUCAAACUAGACAAAAUACUUAAUAUAAACAAAGCUUUGUCACCUGUCAAAGGGAAACAUAUCUCAUAAACAGAAGUGUUACCGCGGAGAUGCACCAAAUUGGUACAUCUCCUUUGUACCGAAUUCAUGUCAGGAGAAACUUUCUAUCGAUCAUCAAUUAACUUAGAAAACCAAUCCUACUAGUAGUGAAGUAGCUUAUUCAAACCAAUCAACAAGAACGCUUAUAACAACUCCACUACAAACAUAUAUUGUAACAAUUGUCACAAGUGGCUAACCUUGAACUCUUCAAUCAACAUUUUCCAGGGGCACCCAACGGCAAUUUUCGGGAAAAUAUCUGCUCGGAGCAUUUUUUGUAAAAUUUCCUGCUUGCCUGCUUCUCCUAGGAUUUUCGAACAUCUACAAAAUGGUAUAAUUACCCAUUUUUAACGGAUUUUGACCCUAAAAAAGGCCACCUAGAAUUUUCGGGAGCCUUUUCGUGGCUGAAAUUUUCGAGAAGGUAAGUUUUUAUCCCUAAAAAUUUCGGAUCACUAGACUUUCAGCUAGGAAAUCCGAACAGAUGAAAAGUUUUUAGGAGAUGAAAAUAUGCCUAUAUCUACCGUUUGAAUACUAAAAUACGUUCAACAAUGCUAUGUUAAGUGGUUUUCAACCAUAUCCUCGUUGGGUGCCCCUGAUUUUCCUUCAACAAGACCAAAGAGAAUGAAUCAACAGAAAUCAUUUUCUUAUUUCGGGAGAGGAUGUCGUUUGAUUAUAUAUAUAGUGCUGAUGCGUAGGAGUUAACACCAAGUAAAAUGAGUCAAAUUGCUUUUUAUGAUAUUCUUCCUUAACCUAUAAAUAUUUCCCGAGACGAAUAAAUUUGCAAUAAAUCCCAAACACCGAAUAAAAUUCCUUCAAUAAUGUUAAGUCAAAAACGUGCGCACUGCGAACAUUUUCGAUCGCUUCCAUUUUUAUUGUUUAACACCAGUCUUCUCUCUUGCUAACCUGACUUCGACAACGUUGGAGACCUUUUAACUCUCUCAGUAACUGAGGGACUAAAAUCGUCUGAAAUUCAGGCUACUCUGUUGCCAUAAAAAGGCAAACAACGCACCAUUUUUCAUAGCUCUUUUAUUUUUUUAGGUGGGGGACUCCUCAUUUGCGAACGGAUUUUAAACGAAGACAAACGUGGCCCAUUACCUUCUCUCAUUUACAGCCUUCUAAUGUUGGUGUCCACAGGUGGAAAAGAGAGAUCAGCUCCAGAAUACAAGCAUCUCCUAGAAAAGCAUGGGUUUAUAGAUGUUCAAGCGAAACGUGUUUAUUUUACUCAAGAUGCCAUUUUCUGCAGAAAGAUGUAACAUGCAGCAACCAUUGCAUAAAAUUAAGUUGAACACUGCCUUACGCUUGACUUAUGGUCAUUGAAUGCCAGUGAAUCGAGUUUAUAUUACAUUAGAAUUGGGUAUCCUUUCGUAGUAGGAUAGCCAUGGCAGCAGUGGCUAUGGCUGCUAUGGCACCGAGCGCAAAU